AUGACAAGCCUGUCGCGGUUUAGUGGCUGCCCUCUUUCUUGCGUCAACCCUGGGGAUAGCAAUACUGAACCCAGCGUGGUGCUGCCACCUUUGGCAGAGGAGCACAUGUGGCACCCCACUGGCAAUUCCUUAAAACUCUGCCCCUCGCAACAUUUUCGAGACAACCACGAGACGAGGGCCAGUGCAUAUGUUGACCAACCGGUUACACAUUUUACAGACACUGGAUACACCAGUCACCGCUUGGAACCCAGUCCUAGAGGCAUUCUCAUUGGGACCAACCUGUCAGGAACAGGCAUGCCACCAGUAACUGAUCAGCUGGCACCGAUACCUAACCAACAUGGCACUGUUGGAAGGUACCGUGACCUCCACGGCUAUAGGGAUGGCAGGAGCCACGCAUUCUUCACCACGUUUCAAGAGCAGGCCCAUGGCUCUACAGACGCAACUCGAGAUCUCAGCAGCCAAAUGAUGUUGGGUCUUCCAGGAGAUAUUCUCUCAAGAACACACCCAUACGGCCAAUCGCUCAAUGGCCCAUGCAGGGCCAACAGCCAGCAACUCGUCACCCAGUUUUUGGAGUUCUAUAAGCCUCUGAGUAAUAUGCCGCGAGGAGGGUGUGAUGCCUUCCUCAGGUGCUCCAGGCAGAACCCAAAGCACGAGCAUGUCUGCAAGUGGAGUGACGGCCAAGAAGGCACUGGCAAACCGCCCUGCGCUAGGAGUUUCGGGACCAUGUAUGAACUGGUCACCCAUGUGGCGGUUGAGCAUGUCGGUGGACUGGAGCACUCUGACUACGUUUGUCACUGGGAGAAUUGCCCAAGAGGCAGAAAGCCUUUCAAAGCCAAAUACAAGCUCGUCAACCACGUCAGAGUCCACACUGGAGAAAAGCCCUUUCCCUGUCCUUUUCACGGAUGUGAAAAAGUUUUUGCCAGAUCCGAAAACCUCAAGAUACAUAAGAGAACGCACACAGGUGAAAAACCGUUUAAAUGCGAUUUCGAGGGCUGCAAUCGGAGAUUUGCAAACAGCAGUGACCGGAAGAAGCAUUCUCAUGUUCACUCCAGCGAUAAACCCUACACGUGCAAGGUCAGAGGCUGUGAAAAAUGUUACACGCAUCCCAGCUCCCUGCGCAAACACAUGAAACUCCAUUGCAAGGCCUACAGCGCCAAAAUCGACGAAGACGACGAGCACCUUGCAGAGGCCAGGUCUCCUGAGGUGGUAGAACAGCAAGACACAUCCGCCUCCACCGCAGUGACGCGAACGAUGACUGCCUCCUCCCAAGAGACUCUGUCCCUUGAGACACGAAACGAGUCAACUUUUAGGUCACGUUUCCAUCACACGUUUGACAACAGUUUGGACUAUACAGGGCAUAGACCGCAGUCACUUUUGGACCCUCUGUUGCUACAGCGGGGCAGUUGUAGACCUGAGUCUGUACAAUACCCAUGUAACCAACCAAGCCACACGUUCCCACCCAGCCAUAGAACUUUUGCGUCAAAUUCACCUUUCCAAAAAAGUCUUGUAAAUGGCUGGUACACAUGUCACAGCGCCGUGGACACAUUUUCACCUAAAUACUGUAACAGUGACUUAUAAUGUCUGUAAUUUGAAACAGAAGAAAGUGGUGAAUUCAGGUUUAUACUCAGCGCUUAAAGCAUUUACAAGUGACAGAGUGGAGGAGUUCCUCCUCGUGUAAAAUUGCUCUACAGGCUGACUAAAUUUGUUAACGUGAGCUUUCUCUGUUGAAUGCAUUGUGCUCUUGUAAAAUGGAAUUAAACUGUAAAUAGCUUGCUCUGCCUUGCCCUGCAGUGGGCCAGAAUAGGCUACAGAUAAAAAUAUAGAUAAGCUCCCAAAAAUAUUCUUCUUA
Messenger RNA from Xyrauchen texanus (razorback sucker), 1849 nucleotides. Its product is annotated as zinc finger protein ZIC 4-like. Gene Ontology annotation, molecular function: RNA polymerase II cis-regulatory region sequence-specific DNA binding; DNA-binding transcription factor activity, RNA polymerase II-specific. The record is from RefSeq and is a predicted model, not a curated record. Lineage: Eukaryota; Metazoa; Chordata; Actinopteri; Cypriniformes; Catostomidae. The transcript is spliced from 2 exons. Gene Ontology annotation, biological process: central nervous system development; regulation of transcription by RNA polymerase II. Gene Ontology annotation, cellular component: nucleus. The coding region runs from base 1 to 1578 and encodes 525 amino acids.